AUUGCUCCGAGAGCACGGGCGAGGGCAGGGGUGAGGGAAGGACCGAGCUGUCGCAGAUGACGAGCGACGACGCAGGUGCGGAUGCUCCUGGCGACAACCGCCGUGCAGGAGUGGCGCUCACGGUGCGUAAGGCCGAGUCGAUGACCAGCAGCCAUGCUGAAGAUGGAGACGACAUAGUACAGAAGCGGUGGCCAUGGAUCUCGCCGGUCGGCUUUCUCGUUGUUCUCUCCAUGUUUGGCUUUGUCCAGUCGAUGGUGGUCACCGGCCUGAUGUCUGUCAACAUCGCAUCGCUCGAGACCCGAUACCGGCUCUCGUCGAAAGAGUCGUCGAUGGUCUCGUCAGUGUACGACAUCACAGUCACACUAUCGGUGGUGAUUAUCACUAUCCUGGGCGCGCGAAGCCACAAGCCGCGAACUCUAGCUCUCGCCUUUGUCCUCCUCGGCGUCGGCUCGCUGGUCUUUGCGCUCCCACACUUUGUCGCCGGCAGCUACACCUUUUCAGCCUCCGGCUCGGUCGUCGACAUGUGCGUCCUUCCGCAACUUUCUGGUUUGGGCACGCGCGCUCCUCAUCGGGACUGCUCAGCGCGCUCCGAGCUCGCAUACGCGCUUCUCAUUGUCGGUCAGAUCAUCAUCGGCUUUGGCGCUGCACCGCUCUACACGCUCGGCCCAGCGUACCUUGACGAGAACCUCUCGGCGGACCGGCUCCCACUCUUUCUGGGCGUCUUUUACGCCAUGACAGCAGUCGGACCAGCUGCGGGCUUUGUCGGCGGCUCGAUGAUGCUCUCGAUCUGGGUCGAGCCGGGCUCACGGCCUCAGGGCAUGCAGGAAACUGAUCCGGAAUGGGUCGGCUGUUGGUGGCUCGGCUACCUUGUUGCGGCAGGACUCUCGUUCUUGUUUGCCGUGCCGCUUGCCACCUUUCCGCGCAUCCUCGACCAGCGAUUCUACGUGCCGCCGAUUGCUCGCUCGCUCCGCGACCACGUCGUCUCGCUCAAGGCCGUCCUCGUCUCGGGCCCGUGGGUCCUCGUCUCGCUUGCCACCUCAGCCGAGGCCUUUCUCCUCUCGGGCGGCUCGCUGUUUAUGGCUAAGAUGGUGCAAUCGCUGUAUGGGGUCUCGGCAUCGCGGGCAGGGCUCCUUGUGGGAGCUAUGGUUGUGCCCGGCGCUGCUGGUGGCAUGUUUGCCGGCGGUUGGGCAGUCGGCCACUGGAAGCUCAGCGUCAAGGCCAAUGCCAAGCUCACGCUUGUCAUCGCCUGUCUGGCUGCCGCCGCCAUGGCAUUCUUCCUUGUCGGAUGUACCAAUGCGCCGAUGGCCGGCGUGACCCGCCCGUAUACGAGUGAGGCGAGCGUGCCAGUGCCACCCCCAACGGCGCGGCCGAUCGUACCGGCCUGCGCCGCCAAUUGCUCGUGCUCGACAUGGCCGUUCAAGCCGGUCUGCGGCUCGGACAAGAUUCAGUACUUUUCUGCUUGCUUUGCCGGCUGCCGCGACCGCUUCCCGCGUCGCGACAAUGGCAAUCUCAACGCUUUGAGCCUGCAGAACUGCAGCUGCGUGGCUUCGGGCCUUCCCGCGCCGGCUCCCGCCAGCCUCGGAUCGGCAUCGUGGGGCCUCUGCUCCACAAACUGCCCAUACCUCCCGCUCUUUCUCGCCGAGCAUCGGGCCUUUGGCCUCGCCGCGCAGUCGGUCGCCUUUCGGCUCCUCGGCGGCAUUCCGGGCCCGGUUGUCUUCGGCGCUCUCCUUGACUCGGCGUGCCUUCUUUGGGAGCGCAAAUGUAACGAGACGGGAUCCUGCUAUCUCUACGACUCGUGGCUUGUCCGCAUCCGCAUCUACGUUCUUGCCCUCGCCUGCAAGGCCGUCUCGAUCAGCGUCCUCGUUGCCGCCUGGCGCCUCGCCCCUACCGGCAUGCAACGCGUUGACACGACAGCGGACGUCAUCGAAGACGUUCCAGUCGCGCUCCCUCGAGCGGCGAACCCAAGAUUACCCGAAAGUCACAUGGUGUACUUUGCGUGUGCUGGGUGCGGCAAGUCACUGCUCCUUGCCGAGCACGUCAACGAGCACGAGGCCGGCGAGGGCCAGACGUCGUUCAAGUGGCGCAAGCGCGAUGCGGCGGUGGUCACUGCCCAGCGUGACGACUCGAUCUGCACCUCGUACUUUGUGGAUCGCAUGGGCUGGAUGGGUGAGAUGGACGCCAACGAGGGCCGUGUCUGCUGCCCAAAGUGCAAGGCCAAGCUCGGCAAGUACUUUUGGUCCGGGACCCAAUGCUCGUGCGGGGCGUGGGUGACGCCGGCUAUCCAGAUUUCAAAGGCCAAGGUCGACUGCAAGACGAUUGCAAGCUGA
This is a messenger RNA of Thecamonas trahens ATCC 50062, 2327 nucleotides long. RefSeq lists its product as uncharacterized. Bases 57 to 2327 code for a protein of 756 amino acids. Gene Ontology annotation, biological process: sodium-independent organic anion transport; transmembrane transport. Gene Ontology annotation, cellular component: membrane. The transcript has 3 exons. Gene Ontology annotation, molecular function: protein binding. The record is from RefSeq and is a predicted model, not a curated record. NCBI's taxonomy places the organism in Eukaryota, Apusomonadida, Apusomonadidae.